Dufourea novaeangliae is the source of this 4222-nucleotide messenger RNA. It is a transcript of the gene Tsp, whose product is annotated as cartilage oligomeric matrix protein-like. Gene Ontology annotation, biological process: cell adhesion. NCBI's taxonomy places the organism in Eukaryota, Metazoa, Arthropoda, Insecta, Hymenoptera, Halictidae. Gene Ontology annotation, molecular function: calcium ion binding. The record is from RefSeq and is a predicted model, not a curated record. The transcript is spliced from 15 exons. Bases 116 to 3526 code for a protein of 1136 amino acids. Gene Ontology annotation, cellular component: extracellular region.
GAUCGGUGGAAUCGAAUAAUCGGACUUGUUCGAGCCAGAAUUGGAUAUAUCGUCGUGGAAGUCGACAGAACGUCUCACGCGUGAUCGAUCGUUGGCAACGAUCGAAAAAACAAAAAUGAUCCCGACGUGGAUCGUCGCGGUGCUACUCGCCGUCUGUUCCGUCGAGUCCAGUCUCAUACCGGACAAAGGCUUGACUGCGAGUCUCCAGGAAGUAUGGGACGACGACAAUUUCGCGAUCGCCUUGUCCAACGUGAAGUCGAAGAAAAAAUCAUCGGAGGCAAUGGUCGAGACACUUUUGGCCGUCAAGUACGGGUCGUUCGGGAAGAAAACGAUGCUGAUGAUCGACAGACGUGCUAAACGAGUGAUCCUCGAGAGCCUGCAGGAUAAUGGACAUCGAACAGCGGAGCACAUCCACGCGAACGGUUUGCGGGACGAUCAGCCGAUCAAGAAUGUGAUCGUCUCGGUGCAUCAGAAUCAGCCUGACGCCAGGAUCGACGUUUACGUCGACUGCGUCUUCCAAGGCUCGAUAGUACCGUUGAAGAAACGUUUAAGGGAACUGGCAGAUGACGGGAACGGUCAGCCGAUAGAGGCGUUCAGAGAAAGAAGAAGCCAAGCGAAAGUGUAUCGAUCAUCGUCCAUCGGCGACGCGUUCAAGGAGGAAAACUGUCCUAACCACGACACCAGUGUGCACGGUGAUCUGUCCAAGGAGUCCAAUUGGUUCACCGAUAUCGACGAAUCGGAUAGAUUUGAUCGUGUCGAUCGAACCGACGACCUUGAAUCGAUCAUCCCACGGCCCGGCCACGGACAUCCCUCGGCUCGAUUGGGUCAAUCGAAUCGACACCACGCGAAACGCGCUCCCGAGGAUGAUCACGGUAAAUACAGUUCGUUGAGCGACUUCGAACUGGAUCGCGAAUGGGACACCGAUGACGAGCAAACGUACGGUCGAUCAGCCGCGACCAACAAGAGAAUCCCUCGGCGUGGAGACAUCGGAAUACAGAGUUUGGAUGAGAAAGCUUGCCUCACCGACAGUCAAAUAGCGAAGACCCUGAACGAGCUGAUCGAGGCUACCAAAAGAGUGUGGAGGGAAAUCGAAUUAAACAGAGUGGAAACGCAACACCUGCGACAUUUGAUCGAAAAUUGCGCCGGCUGUCGGGAACGUCCCGUUACGACCACGACGCCCGCGCCAUCUACCUGCGAUUACAAGUCGCCCUGCUACCCGGGGGCCGACUGUCGCGACACACCACGGGGCCCACGGUGCGGCCCGUGCCCGCCCGGGUUCACUGGCGACGGAUACCAAUGCACAGCUUGGGUCCAUCCAUGCGCGAGCAAUCCGUGCUACCACGGGGUCCGUUGUUACGAACGCGUGGACGGUUACAGCUGCGGAAAGUGUCCUGUCGGGCACAUCGGCGACGGGCGACACUGCGAGCUGCGUAGGAACGGUUGCGAGACACGUCCUUGCUACCCGGAAGUGGAAUGCGACUUGAUCAUUCAUCAUCCGUAUUACAGAUGCGGCCCUUGCCCGAACGGCUACAUCGGCAACGGUUCGUCGUGCGUCGACGUGAACGAGUGCGAGAUGGCGCAACCUUGUCAUCCCGGUGUUCGAUGCGUUAAUCUUCGUCCCGGGUACAGAUGCGAGUCCUGUCCACCUGGUUACACCGGGUCCAUUGUGGAAGGGAUCGGUCUGGAUUUUGCUGGUUCCCACAAGCAGAUCUGUCAGGACGUGAACGAGUGCGAGAAGAACAACGGUGGUUGCGGUCCGUACACGGAGUGUAUCAACACCGAGGGUUCCUAUAGAUGUGGCCCUUGCAAGCCCGGAUAUGAGGGGAACCAAACGAUCGGUUGCCGUCCGAGGGGCAAUGUUUGUCCUGAUUCGACCACCAUCUGCGACGAUAACGCGGAAUGCGUGUGCUUCGAUACUGAUCGGUACACUUGCAGGUGUCACGUCGGAUGGGCAGGAAACGGAAAAAUUUGCGGGGUGGACAGAGACAGCGACGGGAUUCCGGAUGGAAAUCUUCGUUGUUACGAUCGACGGUGUCGCGCGGACAAUUGUCCCCUGAUACCGAACAGCGGCCAAGAAGACGCGGACGGGGACGGAAUGGGGGACGCUUGCGAUCCAGACGCCGAUAACGACGGGGUGUUGAAUCCUUCGGAUAAUUGCCCGUUGCAUUCGAACCCGGGCCAGGAGGACAUGGACCGCGACGGUCCAGACUCGGUCGGGGACGUAUGCGACAAUUGCCCGUUGGUCAGAAACCCGAAGCAGGAGGACACGGACAACGAUGGGAUCGGCGACGCUUGUGACAAAGAUAUCGACAAUGAUGGCCUUCCGAACAACCAGGACAACUGUCCAAGAAAGAAGAACGAAAAUCAGAUCGAUUCGGACGGGGACAGGAUCGGGGAUGCCUGCGACAAUUGUCCUUUCUACCCGAACGCGGAUCAAACAGAUCGAGAUGGCGACGGUGUGGGCGACGCCUGCGACAACGACAACGACAAGGACAGGGACGGCAUACAGGACGACAGGGACAAUUGUCCCGACGUACCGAACUCGGGGCAAAACGACGACGAUCACGACGGUAUAGGGAACGAGUGUGACGACGAUAUGGAUAACGAUGGCGUACCGAACCAUUUGGACAAUUGUCCUUACGUCUACAAUCCGGAUCUAAGAGUAGAAAAUAUUGGCGACGCCUGCUGGAACGACUACGACAACGACACUGUGGUCAAUAUGCAGGAUAACUGUCCGAACAACAGCUUGAUAUGGACGACCGACUUCCGUAGGUACGUGACCAUCGCUUUGGAUCCUUACGGGACAGCUCAAGAUGACCCAGUGUGGAGGAUCAAUCACGGGGGCGCCGAGAUCCAGCAACUCGUAAACAGCGAUCCAGGAAUUGCUAUUGGGCCGGAUGUAUUCAGCGGCGUGGACUUCGAGGGCACAUUCUACAUCGACGACAACGCGGACGACGACUACGUCGGUUUCGUGUUCUCGUACCAGGACAACCGGCGAUUCUACAUUGUCGCCUGGAAGAAGGGCUCGCAACCGUACUGGAUGCCGAAUCCGUUCCGUGCGGUGGGCGAUCCCGGUAUCACGUUGAAGUUGGUCGACUCGGAGACUGGGCCCGGCGAGGUCCUCAGAAACAGUCUCUGGCAUAACGAGGACACGCCCAAUCAGGUGAAGAUACUCUGGCGUGAUCCGAAGAAGAUCGGCUGGAAGGAGAAGACACCCUACAGAUGGCAACUCUUGCACAGACCGAAAAUCGGACUGAUCAGAUUCCGGUUGUACCAAGGGAAACAGCUGAUGGCCGAUUCUGGGAACGUGUACGACUCGACGCUGAAAGGUGGUCGUCUCGGGGUUUACUGCUUUUCACAGGAGAAGAUCACCUGGUCGAAUCUCCUGUACACAUGCAAAGAAACUGUGCCGCAAUCGAUAUGGAACGAGCUGCCCGACAGUUUGAAGCACGUGGUGGCCAUUGAACCGAGCAACGAUAUGAAGCCUCAACAGUCGCAACGUAACGUUGACUACGACUUCUUUUGAAUUCCCGUUUCCAACAAUGAAAAUUGCGAAUUUAUAACAAGUUACUGUAAAAAAAAAGCCCCCCACGAAAUGGCGAAAGUAAAGUUAACGUACCCCAUUCUUCCUUUAAAUGAGAAACAUAGGUCGGACGAUCGGAAAAAAAACGUAGAACAACGUUUGCACGCGUUUCGCUAAAACGCCCCUGUUAUUAUAAUACUAUGAAACGAAGGAGGCGUUUAUCGCUGGAAAAAAAAGAAAUUAUUGUAUGCAUACUUGGAAAACAUUUGUGUUCGUAACGUAAAUAAAUGUCGGAAUAAAUCUUGUAUCGAUUGUACGAAAUCGACUUAGGCUCUACGCAAAUAAAACAUAAAAAAAAAAACAAUCUCUGUGCCGGUUUACAGAAACUACGGUUACAGCUUUUUCUACGCCUCCGUUAUGGAACAAUCAUCUACAACCUCGUAAACACACGGACACAGGUGUGCAAUGUUUCCAGACUCAGAGAUUACAAAACGGAAUACAAGAAAUAGGGGGUGAAAUUCCGAAAAGCACCCACACCCGAUUACAAAAGGUUUAAACCGCCGAUCGUUGGUUAUUAAAAAGUUAUUAUCAAAGAAAUAUUGAAAAACAUACCGUAAUUUUCCCAGAAAUCUGAACCUUUGUAACGUAGUGUCUUUAAAGAAAUACCGUUAGUUAAAAAACAAACAAAAAGUACUGUUC